This is a messenger RNA of Glycine soja, 2935 nucleotides long. RefSeq lists its product as uncharacterized. The coding region runs from base 294 to 2567 and encodes 757 amino acids. Lineage: Eukaryota; Viridiplantae; Streptophyta; Magnoliopsida; Fabales; Fabaceae. The transcript has a single exon. The record is from RefSeq and is a predicted model, not a curated record.
CUGCUCCACUCUCAUUCGCUUUGCUAUUUCGGUCUCAUUCACUCACUCACUUCUCUUCACUCACUCACUUCACUCACUUAAAAAACCUCUCUUUUUUUUUUCUUUCAUCAUUAUAACAACAAACCCACCCUCUUCUAUGGACUAUCGCCGGAAAUUCGAAUUCCGGCCACGCUUCGGCUAAAUGCUCUUUCCCCCGGAUCCCGACGACGACGACGAUGACGUAAAAUCGUGAUCGUGAAUCGUGAUCGCCCCUUUUUUAUUACACUCUCAUUUGUUCUUCACUGUCACUCGCAAUGGCGGCGACGAACGCCGGCGUGGCGGCGGCGGACUCGGCCGCUUCCUCGGACGAGGCGGCGGCGAAGACGGCGCAGAAGCGCUACGAGGGGCUUCUGAUGGUUCGAAACAAAGCGAUAAAGGGUAAAGGCGCAUGGUACUGGACGCACCUCGAGCCUCUGCUGGUUCACAACACCGAAACGGGACUCCCCAAAGCGGUGAAACUCCGUUGCACCCUCUGCGACGCCGUUUUCUCCGCUUCCAACCCUUCCCGCACCGCCUCCGAACACCUCAAGCGCGGCACGUGCCCCAAUUUCAACUCCGCCGCCAAACCCAUUUCCUCUGUUUCCCCUGUUCUUGUUUCUUCUUCCACUUCUCCUCCUUCUGCUUCUCCCUUUAACAACCGCAAAAGAACCACCACUUCGCCCUCAGCUUCGGGUUCAGGCUCGGGUUCUCUCUACCACGCACCCUCUCGGUUUGGAAUAGGUUUGAUUCCUCAUCAGCAGCAGCAGCAUUUGAAGCUAUCUGGUGGGAAAGAGGAUUUGGGAGCUUUAGCUAUGUUGGAGGACAGUGUGAAGAAGCUCAAGAGUCCCAAAACUUCUCCUGGGCCCACUUUGAGUAAGGCCCAAAUCGACAGCGCGAUUAAGUUUCUCGGCGAUUGGGUCUACGAGUCGUGCGGCGCCGUCUCUUUCUCGAGCUUGGAGCAUCCAAAGUUUCGAGCUUUUCUCGCGCAGGUCGGUUUGCCGCCGGUGUUUCCGAGGGAGUUCACCGGUACGAGGUUGGAUGCGAGGUUCGAGGAGGCUAAGGUUGAGUCCGAGGCAAGGAUUAGGGAUGCGAUGUUCUUUCAGAUUGCGUCUGAUGGAUGGAAGUGGAAGAGGGAGAGGGAGAGUUAUUAUGAUUAUGAUGAUAGCAAUUCGGGGUUGGUGAAUUUGAGUGUGAAUCUACCGAAUGGGACCAGUUUGUACAGAAGGGCGUUGUUUGUUACUGCUUCUGCGCCUUCAAAGUAUGCGGAGGAGGUUAUGUGGGAGACAAUCACUGGCAUUUGUGGGAAUCUCGUGCAACAGUGUGUUGGGAUAGUUGCAGACAGGUUCAAGGCCAAGGCCUUGAAAAAUCUCGAGAAUCAGAAUCAUUGGAUGGUUAAUCUAACUUGUCAGUAUCAGGGUUUCAACACUUUGAUCAAGGACUUCGCCAAGGAGCUUCCUUUGUUCAGGACCGUCGUUCAGAAUUGUCUCAAGCUAGCCAAUUUGUUCAAUUACACCUCUCAGGUCAGGAACAGUUUCCACAAGUACCAGCUGCAGGAGUAUGGCCACACCUGGCUGCUCCGGGUGCCUGCUCACGAGUUCGAAUUCGGACUGCCCGUGUGUGCUAUGAUGGAGGACACUUUGAGCUCUGUCCGCGCCUUGCAGCUGGUGCUCAUGGAUGAGCCUUUCAAGAUGGUCGCCAUUGAGGACCAGGGCGCGAGGGAGGUCGGGGACAUGAUUCGCGAUGUGGGGUUUUGGAAUGACUUGGAGGCUGUCCAUGGUUUGGUUAAAUUGGUUAAAGACAUGGCUCAGGAGAUUGAGGCAGAGAGGCCUCUGGUUGGGCAAUGCCUUCCCCUUUGGGAUGAGUUGAGGGCAAAAGUUAAGGAUUGGUGUUCAAAAUUCCACAUUGCAGAAGGGGUUGUGGAGAAGCUUGUUGAGAGGAGGUUCAAGAAGAAUUACCACCCUGCUUGGGCUGCUGCUUACAUUCUUGAUCCGCUUUACUUGGUGAGGGAUACUAGUGGGAAGUACCUUCCGCCAUUUAAGUACUUGACACCGGAACAGGAGAAGGACGUCGAUAGGCUCAUAACUAGACUCGUUGCAAGAGAUGAAGCGCAUAUCGCUCUGAUGGAGCUCAUGAAGUGGAGGACGGAAGGGCUCGAUCCGGUUUACGCCCAAGCUGUUCAGAUGAAGGAGAGGGAUCCGGUCACUGGGAAGAUGAGGAUUGUCAAUCCACAGAGCAGUAGGCUUGUGUGGGAAACUUAUUUGACUGAAUUCAAGUCCUUGGGGAAAGUUGCAGUGAGGCUCAUAUUCCUUCAUGCAACCUCAUGUGGCUUCAAAUGCAAUUGGUCUUUGUGGAGAUGGGUUUGUGCACAAGGUCACCACUCUAGGAAUGCACUCAACAAGGUGCAGAAAUUGAUAUUUAUUGCAGCUCAUUCCAAACUCGAGAGAAGGGAUUUUUCCAGUGAUCAAGAUAAGGAUGCAGAGCUGUUUACCUUGGCAAAUGGUGAGGAUGAUGUGUUAAACGACGUUCUUGUUGAUACAUCCUCAGUGUAACAUUUUUUUUCUUCUUUUUUGCCCUCUUUUUUUUUUAAAUAAUUUUUGGGUUAAUUAAUCAGUUAGGAAUUUUAAUUUUUUAGGAUUUAUUGAAUUCUUUCCACUACCCUCUUCUUUUUCAUGUCUUCUUCUUCCAUCCUUCUUUUUUUUUACCACUCCCUUUGCAUUUUGAACACUCACUGGAAGGACUUUGAGCAAUUCUUCAUCUUUCAUCCUGGCUUGAUCAUUAAGUUGUUAAAUAUGGGAAAGCGGGAAAGAUUGUAACGCCAGAACUGGAAGGAUGUUGUAGAAAUUUUAUUCCUCUUGUAGUUUUGAGAUAAAUAAUAUUUGUAUAGGGGAAGUUUUUAUCGAUUCUCCUUUAAUUUUAA